Messenger RNA from Thamnophis sirtalis, 6427 nucleotides. Lineage: Eukaryota; Metazoa; Chordata; Lepidosauria; Squamata; Natricidae. The record is from RefSeq and is a predicted model, not a curated record.
CAGCUGCACAAAAAUAAAGCACCCCGAAUAAUGUGCAGAGUUCAUGGGAAGAAAUCGCUCUUCGUUUUAAGAGUAUAUUUAAACACAGCUAUCCCUAUCAGAAGGUAAAGGUGAUGGCUCUAGUUAAAAAGAUCGCUAAAGACCUGCUUGGCAGCAGCUGCCAAUUACAAUAAAAUGUUAAUAAAAUUUAAAUAACCAAGGAAGAUUGUGAAUAAAGCAAUUUGGCAAAAGCCACGGCAGCAAUCUUAUGGGUGCCCUUCUUUGGCCAACUUCAGGCCGAUAUCGUAUCCAGAGCCACCUGUGGCGGGAGCAGAUUCAAAAGUGCAGUUUUAACGCGAAUCUUCCUUCGGAAACAAUGUUCCAUGUUUUAAUCACGAUCCACUCUUUCCCCGAAACAAAUGGUUCCAUACUUUCUGUUCCUCGCAUCUGGCGGAUUAAGUAAUGUAGCCCGGAAGAGAUUCCAUCCUCUUCCGGGUCAGCGCAGCCAUUGGAGGCGCUUUCGGCCUUCAAGGAGGCCCAGCUUCACGUCGCUUCGGUUCCUUCCGGGAUCUCUAUUUACAGACGGUUAGUAACGGUCACGGGCGUCCGUGCGCACCCUCCGUCCGUUUUUCGACAUUAUCCCGCGGGCUCGCCUCCUGGCAGGAAGCCAGUUCCAAAUGCCCCACAAUGGAUGAAGACAGCCAGGAUGAACUCAUAAACAAGAAUGCUGCAGUAGGCAAAGUUAAAAGAACAAAUGCGCUGCUCUUUAGUGAUGCAGAAAGCAGUGAUGGAAAUAGCGGAGACUCUGAUGACACAGGAAGUGAGGAUGAAGGUGAUACUGAUGAAGAUGGAGAUGAAGAGAAUGAAGAAAGUGAAGAUGAAGAUCUAGAAGAUACUGAAGAGGAGGAGGCAGAAGAUGACAUGGAAAUGACUUCUGAGCAACCAGAAUAUUCUAUUAAAACGAAGCCUGAACUUAAUGGAGAAAUUAAUUCUUCUACCGAUGAAGAUGCUGAAAACUGCCCAAUAUGUCUCAAUACAUUCAGAGAUCAAGCAGUUGGAACACCUGAGAAUUGUGCCCAUUAUUUCUGCUUGGAUUGUAUAGUUGAAUGGUCUAAAAAUGCCAACUCUUGUCCCGUGGAUCGGAUCAUUUUUAAAUCUAUUUGUGUUCGUGUGCGCUUUGAUGGAGAAAUUUUGAAGAAAAUACCUGUUGAGAAUGCAAAAUCUCAGGAAGAUAGUCUGGAGGAAGAUCCCACCUUUUGUGAAGUAUGUGGUCGAAGCGACAGAGAAGAUCGCUUACUGCUUUGUGACGGAUGUGAUGCAGGUUACCAUAUGGAAUGCCUUAAUCCACCUUUAAGCGAGGUACCUGUAGAUGAAUGGUUCUGUCCGCCAUGUGCACCUGCAAAUGCUAUGCCUGCUGAGGCUGAAACAGAUCAGGUGAGCGAAGAGGAAGUUGCUUCACUCAUCGCUGAUGUAAUCCCUACCACUAGUCGACUGCGUCCCAGUGCCCGGACACGAGCUAUUGCUAGAACACGCCAAAGUGAGCGCGUGCGAGCCACCGUGAACCGAAAUAGGAUAACAACUGCGCAGAGAAUUCAGCAUGUACCAAGGUACGUUAUGUCUUCCUUUCUUGACGAAGCAAUUGAGGCAGUUGCAGCGGGUCUGAGUACAGCUGUGUACCAGAGACCAUUAACUCCUCGGACCACAACCAGGAAAAAACGAAAAGGAGGCAGGAGAAGAAAAACCACCAGUAAAAAAUGGCGCACCAAAUCAUCAUCUGCUGGGAAAAAAGGCGCUGGAACGUGGAAUAAGAGACGCAAGCAUCGGACAAAGAGGAGAAAGGGGAAAAAAACCCAGGUGAGGGCUGAGGUGACAGCUCGUUCUCGAAUAGCAAAAACUCUUCAUCUUGGCAAGCCUAUACGUGGUACUUCAAUCCCUUCCAUCUGCAAACCAAUAGAACCGUCACUUGGGUUUAUGAGAGCUGAUAUUGGAGCUGCCUCCCUCUCUGUCUUUGGGGAUCCCUUUGAACUAGAUCCAUACAACAGCAAUGAAGAACUUCCUGUUGCUAACUCAGCUUCACCAAUGAGCACCAAAAGAAGAUGUCUUUCCCAGUCAGCACUUAGAUCACAUCGCCCUGUUGCUAGGCCGGUGGCUGUUGGGCUCCCAGGGAGGGGUGUUCCUGCCUUGAUAUCUGAGCCAGAAGCUGAACCAGCCCCUGUGCCCGACUUGUUGGGGAGCAUCCUGACUGGACAGAGCCUCCUUAUGAUGAGUGGUUCUGAUGUUGUUAUUAAUAGAGAUGGAUCCUUAACAGCAAAGAAAACUGUCCCAUUACUGCGUGGCAGUUCACAAGCAGACGAAGCUUUGGAGGACAAUUCCCAGUCAAGGACACCAAUUUUGGAGACCUUAAUUACAAACUCUGGCACUGAUUCUUUCAACUCUAAAACUCCUGUCUCAAAGCCUUGCUCGUCAUCGCCAUUGUCACUAAGCAUAACAAACAGAACAGUGACUUCGCCACAUGCUACAAUUGGAAGAGCGCCAAUUCGAUUUGAUUACUCCAUGACUCCAAGAUCUGUUCAGACUCAUAAUUUAACCAAUCUGAAUAGAAUCGGGAGCAAACUGGGUGACUCAUUCAAAUUUAAUGGAGGCUCUAAACUACCGUUGGGCCCUCUUUCUGCACCUCCUAAACCAAACAACAACCCCAGUUCCAUUUCAAAAGCAGUUUAUGGCAAACAGCCUUUGAAAUCUUCUCCUAAAAGGCCUGAUAUCUCUGAACUUCCAAGAAUACCAAAGAUUAAGAAGGAAGCAAACAGUGGACACCUGGGACUACAACCUGCCACUGACCAAACUAAUAACAUUCCCAGCUCCUGUAUAACACAGUUGACUGGCAAAGGAAACACAAGCCAGCCAAUCAAAAGCAACAGAAUGGAAACCAGCAAGCCGCAAGCUACUCAGCAACAAACGCAUUCAACUUCUGCAAGUUCUGCUCAUGGCAGUUCCUCGUUUUCUUCAGCAAGAGGGAAAGUUGGAAGUUCCUCCUUUGAGAGCUUUAAAAUCAACAUCCCUGGAAACGUGGCUCAUUCUAACAGACUGUGUAAUCCCGGGUUUUGCAAUACGUUUCGACCGGUGGACAAUAAAGUGCAACAGAAGGAGAAUCCUUCACCCCUUUUCUCAUUGAAAAAAGCGAAACCCGUCAAAAGUGAAAUAUACGAUCCUUUUGAUCCCACAGGCUCUGACUCAAGCUCAACACACAGUAGCCCUGAAAGGCUCCCCCUCACUAAUAUUACCAGAACAAUAUCCAUAGGAAGUUCAAAAGUUCAGACCUUCCAAACCGUGCGCCGCAUUACUCCUUACCCGCUGGAAAAUAUCUUUGAAUCUGAAGUUGAUUCGUUGGAGGCCCCUUCAAGUAACGCAGAAUCUCAUGAUGAUAUGGUAAUAAAGGAGAGAUUUGUAGAACAGGUUUCUGAUGAAGAACAAGAUAAAAUUGAUGAUAAUGAAGACUCAGGUACACCCUGUAGCUCCUCAGCUAUUAAGCAAGUUACUGAUGCAGAGCAGAUAAAUGACGAGGAUAAAGAUAGCCCUGGCGUUGAUUUUGAAGAUGAUUGGGAUACAGUUAGGGUAAAAAAGGAAUUAGUUAGCCCCUCAAUAGGAAAACAGCAGCAAAAUGUUAAAAGUGUGCAAGCAAGAAAACGGUCUUUUUCGAGAUCCCCAUCAAAUUCCAGUUCUCAGGGUCAAAGAGAAGUUAAAAUUAAAAAGAUAGACAUCAAAGAAGACAAACGUAGUAAAUCAAGAUCUAGAUCAAGGACACAUUCAAGGGAAAGAAGUUCCAGAUCAGUGUCCCACUCCGUUGAAAAGAAAUAUAGCAAAAGCCAUGGAGUUAAAGCAAAAACCCGUCGGUCAUCUAGUGAUUGUUCCAGUAGCCACGAGCGAUCGAAAAAAAAGAAAGCAAAAACUAAAACUAAAGACAAAAAACCAAGUGGCUGGCCCAAAGAGCAUAAGAGAUCUCGGUCGCAAUCUGGUAGUCCUGGCAAUUCUUCUUUUGAAAUAUAUGGCACCAAGAAAAAGAAAAAGCAUUCUAGAGCAAGAGAUCCAGAAUGUUCCCAAUCAAAUAGUGCUGAGAGAGCUAAAAAAAAGAAACACAAAAGAGAGAGGAGCUAUGAUAGGUAUGAGAAGGAGAGGACCUCAAGCUCAAGAGAUACAAAAGGAUCUAGAUCUCGGGAGAAACAUAAAAGGCGUUCAAGAUCACCUCCCGAAUUAAAACCCCAUGAAUCAAAAGGAUCUAAAGCUAAGGAAAAGCCAGUACAGUCUCAAUCCUGCUCCAAAGAAAAGAAACACAAACCAAAAAAGGUGUCUCUACAACCUCUUCAAGAAAAAGAGCUCAGAUCUUUGGAUGACCAAAUCAAAAAUUCUGAGCAUUCUCUUUCUUGGGAACAGGAGUUGGACAACACAGAGCAAGAAGCAACAAAUAUUUAUUGUGAUCUAACACCCGUACAAGAGAUUUCUUCAAAAGAUAACAUAAUUAAAGUUGUAUUUGAUGAGACUACUAGAGUGGGUGAUGAUAAGUUAGAUAAUGAGGUACUUCCUUCCCAACUGGAUUUCACAGAUUUUGAAGUGUUACCUGAUAAUAUAGAUUCCUCCACUGAACUGACAAUAGACUAUGAUUCAUCAAUAUUUGAUAACCAAAGCAGUGAGAAACAGGAGGAAAUUGAAAUUAAAGAAGAUGAUGAUGAUGUAUGUCCUUUCUUAAUAGAUUCUCUUCCCGAAAAGGCGGCAUAUACACCAAGCUGUGAUGAAGCAAGUCUAUCUCAUACUUUGCCUGAAAGCAAAAUGCCAGUUCUGUCAAAAGAUACAGAGCCUGUAUUAGUUGAAAGUACAGUUGAUAAAAAUAAGACUGAACUGGAAGCAGUAGUUCAGAGUCCUGUGUUGAAAUCUAAAUCAUUAGUGAAAAGAGUUACGUGGAAUCUUCAAGAAGAAGAAAGUGAUACGGUGGCCGUAGAUAAAACAGCAAGGACGCCAUUCUGUAAACAGCAGAAACCGAAAGAAGGGGUCUGGAAAGCUGAGGAUUUGACCCAGUCGUUAAAUCAGGUUUACAAUCAGAACCUGGCGUUGACCGUACCACUUCCUUCAGCUCUCCCCCCUUAUGCACCGGUCAGUCAGCCCACUGUUCAGUUCAUUGUACAAGGGAAUCUUCCUCUGCUCACCUGCAUGGCAGAGCAGGAGUUAAUUCCAGAAUCUGGGGGCAAUUUGACCACAGCUUCAGAACCAAGUAUUCAGGAGGCUUCCACAGGAGAUGCAGAAGAAAAAGUCAAAGCAUCUAAGUCUCCAGUGGAUAAAACAAAAAAUGAAGAGUACAUGAAGAAGCUUCACAUGCAAGAGAGGGCGGUGGAAGAAGUGAAACUUGCAAUUAAACCCUUUUACCAGAAGAGGGAGAUCACAAAGGAGGAAUACAAGGAUAUUCUUCGGAAAGCUGUGCAAAAGAUCUGUCACAGCAAAAGCGGUGAAAUCAAUCCCAUGAAGGUGGCUAAUCUUGUGAAGGCAUACGUGGAGAAAUACAAACACAUCAGGAAACACAAAAAAGACUGAUACUGAAGAAGAGCCUCAUGACUCAACCAGGAAAUGAGAAACAACCGUGGGAGAAGUAGAAAAGCUUCUCCGGAUGACAAUGUUUUCCUUCCCUUCGAGGGAGGCAGAAAUACACCAUUGCAUGUUGCAAUCCCUUCUCACCCUCCCCACCCACCCCACCCUGGAAACUGGAUGCAGAAGACCUUCCUGCAGCUGGACACAUUUUCACAUAGGAGCCUGUUCUUCUUGGGGGUUGAUUGCUGAUGAGGACCCCCUGGGCUCCUUAACCUUUGAGGAAACGCUGGGGAAAGGAUGCGUGUGUGCGUGCGUGGGGAUGGCCUAAUUGUUUGUCAUGGUUUUGGGUUAUUUUUUAAAUUUCUGCACCACUCACCAGAAUUUAAAACAGACACUUUUAUAUCCGACAUACAACAGCGUGUGCUCCUCCCAUUGUCGUUCUUAUUUAUGAAAAAUGCAGGUUCUUUUGUGAUUCUCACAAAUUGGUUUCAUACUUGAACUGAUGUAUUUUUUGCCUGUCCUGUGAAAGAAAUAUUGAACUUGUUCAGUCAAAUGGGACACGCAAACGUAUGUUAACCUUUAUAAAUUUCCCCCCGAAAAUCCUGCUAUGGAGAUGGUGAUUGUUUACAUCCUGUUAGCAAUGUCGCGAUGAGGAACUUUAUUUGGGGUCUCUGGGACAGCGUGGCCGUGAACUGAAUUGUGUCAUGCUUCCUGUGAAUAAUGUACUGAAGGCUGGUUUUAAGUCCAUCUUGCAUUCAACAAGCUGUCUUUGAACAAGAGAAGACCAGAGUUUGGAAAGCAAACACAAGGAAUGUAACCAGACCAUGUAUACAGCAGAAAUCUUACAAUUUAUAAAAUUAUUUUGAAUUGUUUCUUA